AUGGUGGGGACUCCUUUGGGGAUUCUCCAACUUAUCAUCUACUUUAAAUACAAGAACAAGAAGGCACCAAUUACAACGAUGGUGAUGAGUAAAUGGGAUGAUGAGAAUAAUAAGAGUAAACUUGAGCUUGUUGUUGACGUUGAUAAUGAUGGUGAUGCCAAUGACAAUGAGAAGAAGUUCAUGAAUGCAUGUUAG
Molecule: messenger RNA, 195 nt
Organism: Eruca vesicaria subsp. sativa (arugula)
Lineage: Eukaryota; Viridiplantae; Streptophyta; Magnoliopsida; Brassicales; Brassicaceae
Source: the annotation of a GenBank genome assembly